AUGGUAGAAUGUUGGAGAACAGAAACACACACACUUCAUCUUCUAAUAGGAGAGUGUACAAUAACUCUUGAAGAUGUUGCAUUACAACUGGGUCUACCUAUCAACGGAAGACCACUAUCUGGAGGUGGUGCUUCAGAUUGGGAUGAAGAGUGCCAACAACAUUUGGGUGUCAUUCCUCCAAAAAAUCAAAUGGUGGGCCAAUUCGUCAAACUGAAAUGGUUGAAAGACACAUUUGCUCAUGUUCCGAAUAAUGCAGCAGAUGAGCAAGUACAACAAUAUUGUAGAGCGUACCUAUUACGCUUGAUUGGGGGUUUGGUAAUCCCUGACAAAUCUUGCAAUAGAGUUCAUUUGAUGUAUCUCCCUCUAUUGAAACAUAUUCAACGUGUUCGACUAUAUAGUUGGGGUUCAGCCUGUUUGGCAAACUUAUACAGACAAAUGUGUCGUGCAACCGCACCGUCUUAUGCAUGUAUGGGUGGAUGUACAUUGCUCCUUCAAUCUUGGCUCGACGAUAUUUCAAAGGAACAAUGA
Cicer arietinum (chickpea) is the source of this 528-nucleotide messenger RNA. Lineage: Eukaryota; Viridiplantae; Streptophyta; Magnoliopsida; Fabales; Fabaceae. The record is from RefSeq and is a predicted model, not a curated record.